GGCGGCCUCAGCGCCCAAGCUAAGAUAGGUACAGUACCUGAAGGUCCGUGAGGCAGCCUCGAGCAGUCAGCAGAUUGAACCUACUCACGCCCAGCAGCGAAAACUACCUACCUACCUUACCUAAUGAACGCAAUGUCGGCUCUAUGUGACGUCUGUCUUCGAAUGUUUCGCGCCGGCACUAGCCCCCAUGGUAUGGCACGCGUAGAACUAGCCACAGAGACGUCUCCAUCGAGCUACUUCGUCUCCGAAUCAUUCACUCACCACCUCUCGCCUCAAAGUUUGCAAGCCUCGGAGGAGGGAGGAUGUUACGUAUGCAUACUGCUUCUCAAGUUUUUAUUGUCCGAGGCGGAUGCGGAUGGCACAGCACUUCAGGCGCGUGUUGUCAACGCAACUUUCACACACUACACGUUUGUGUGCACGGCCGACGGCGAGAACCGAUACUACGCUCCUUUUUACAUGUCCCUUAUGUGCUUCGGCAGCUGUGGAAUGCGAUUACGGCGCUCCGCGUUUCAGAAUGGGCGGGCUCGCUGGAACUCAAGGAACCCGCCGGCCACACCCUCUCGAAAAAGGGCUGGAUACAAGUGACGGAAUGGAUUUCGGAAUGCAACAAAUCCCAUGCAAGAUGUGCCGCAGCCAAAAACUCGCCCCGCUGGUACCCGACACGCCUGAUCGAUCUUGGAUCACGGGUCUCGCCGAACCUACAUCUCAUCGAAACCAGUCGAACCACUCCACUAGGCGCAUAUGGAACUCUCAGCUACUGCUGGGGCACGGCCGCCACCGUGAAGCUGACUUGCAAUACGCUGGGGGAGUUUCUCGCUCGUUUGCCCGUAUCGACGCUCCCAAAAACAUUCCAGGACGCGAUAAGUGUUGCGAGACGGCUUGGCCUCCGCUAUCUCUGGAUUGACUCGCUCUGCAUUAUCCAGGACUCCCCCGGGGACUGGCUCGCGGAAUCAUCAGCCAUGGGCCAGGUCUACCAAAACGGGCUGUUCAACAUUGCUGCAACCGCGUCGUCGGAUAGCACCGGAGGGCUCUUCUUUGACCGAGAUCCCCGGAGUGUGCGGCCCGCCAUUGUCGCGACAAACUGGAGUGAUUGCCCUUCGUCGACGUACGUGGUGGCCAAUCGGGACACGUGGGUAGACGGGGUUUCCAACGCUGUGCUCAACACGCGAGGCUGGGUCUUGCAGGAACGCUGUCUGUCUCCCAGGAUCAUCCAUUUUGGCUCCGAUCAGCUGUACUGGGAGUGUCUCGAGCUGCAGGCCUGCGAGGCCUUCCCAACAGGUUUGCCGGCUACUAUGCGUCGCAAUAGGCUGGAGCUCCCAAAGGAGGGCAAGAAUAUCAAUAUCCUUGACGAAGAGUUUCCACCGAAGUGGCAGCAAUCCCCCCUUCCAAAGUUCGAUGGCUAUCGCGCCUGGAAGCGGCUUAUCGAGACAUACUCCCGCACCCAGCUGAGCCAUGCCACGGACAAGCUGAAUGCCAUUUCGGCGCUGGCAAAAGGCGCUCGCCUUACUCUGCAGGACGAAUACCUAGCUGGUUUAUGGAGACAAUCCUUGGGAUGGGAGCUUGCCUGGACUGCCACUAAACAAACCAGUCAUACCAGAUCAAGUGCGUAUCGUCCUCCCACAUGGUCAUGGGCGUCUAUCGACGGAGAGAUACGCUACACCGACUACGGAGACGACGAAUCUCUUCUGGUCAACAUCCUUGAAGCUGAAAUCACGCCGGCAGGUCUAGAUACCACCGGUGCCGUCAGUGGUGGCUUUGUUCGCCCGAGAGGUUUCUUGUACCCCAUCUUGCUCGCUCGAACUGGUUUUUGCGGUGAAUUCAGCUCUUUUCUUAUCGGUGGGCUGGAGAGGUGGGUAGAUGUCAACUUUUACCUGGACAUCGACAUACCCGCCUUCCUCGCCAGCGGUGUACUGGAAGACUGUUACAUUCUGCCCCACCACUCCGAAACGUAUCAAGGCCCAGAUAGCUAUCAGAUGACGGCGUUGUUACUCAGAUAUGACC
This is a messenger RNA of Parathielavia appendiculata, 2001 nucleotides long. Its product is annotated as HET-domain-containing protein. The transcript is spliced from 2 exons. The record is from RefSeq and is a predicted model, not a curated record. The annotation marks the transcript as partial. Lineage: Eukaryota; Fungi; Ascomycota; Sordariomycetes; Sordariales; Chaetomiaceae.